Astrephomene gubernaculifera is the source of this 420-nucleotide messenger RNA. NCBI's taxonomy places the organism in Eukaryota, Viridiplantae, Chlorophyta, Chlorophyceae, Chlamydomonadales, Astrephomenaceae. The record is from the annotation of a GenBank genome assembly.
AAGGUGUUGAAGAUUCUGAAAAUGUUAGGGACGGAUUUGACGGCCUUGGGGGGUGAGUUGGACUUGAAUGCGCGUGUGGAACGUAUUGCUGGCACGGAGCUAAAUGUGUCUGCUCUCACUAAAACGUUUGCUGAUAGAAUGGAUGCGGAUUGGGAGGAUAGGAGUUUGGAAGAUGACCCGCGGCUUUUCAACCCAGUAGACCCCGUACCAGGGGUUGGAGUUAAGAUGUGCAGGUACAAAAAUUGGAUGGGUGACCCGGUCGACAGGGGGUACAUUACUCAGCGGCAGCAUGUGAACCUGAUGCGUUUUCGGCUGUGUGUGUGGGGCAUUGAAGCCAAUCGCCCUAGGGGUAGGCAACGAGUAGCGCGUGUCUGUCCUAUGUGUGCCGUGCAGGGGUCGCCGGGGAGAGUGGAAGAUGAG